Messenger RNA from Funneliformis mosseae, 882 nucleotides. Lineage: Eukaryota; Fungi; Glomeromycota; Glomeromycetes; Glomerales; Glomeraceae. The record is from the annotation of a GenBank genome assembly.
AUGUCAUACCUCUAUAUAAAUGCUAAUAGUUUACAAAUUACACCUGCUAUCGAAAAACAAAAAGCACACAAAGCACCAAUAUGGGCGGUUCGCUGGUCACCAACCGGCAAUGUGGUUGCUUCCGGGGGUUUAGACAAUGAAAUCAAAAUUUGGGAUGCGGAAACUGGAGACUAUUAUCGUACUCUCGAGGGACAUAUAUUAGCUAUUACGGGUUUAGAUAUCAAUGCAACAGGCGAAGCUCUCAUCUCAAUUUCAUUCGAUAAUACUAUUAAAAGAUGGAGUAUAUUAGAAGGUGUUUUGAUAAAUGACAUAGAAACCAAACCAGGGAAAGUUUGUUGUGGACAAUAUACCAAAGAUGGUAAUUACUUCGCCACUGCGUCACAACAGGGAACUAUUGAUCUCAGAAAAGAUUCCAAUCUUGAAGAAAUCAUCAGAACAUAUACUUCUGAGGGAAAAUAUGGUUUAUGUUGCCGAUUCAGUCCUGAUAACACUGUUCUGGCACUUGGCACUGAUAACGAUAAAAUUUAUUUGUUUGAUGUUGAAAGUGCGAGAAUGAUUCAUAAAUUGACUGGGCAUUCAGGAAAUCCCAUACUUUUUGAUAAAUUUUCUAGGAAACAUGGUAAUCAAAUAUCAAAAUGUACUGGGCACGAAGGAUAUGUUAUGUGCGUUGCGGCUGCUGGUGAUAAUAAACAUUUUGUAAGCGGAUCAUCUGAUUGUAAGAUUAAAUUAUGGCAACUUCCUGAAAAAAAUGAGAAAGCGCAACUUGUUGAAACAAUUGAAGAGCAUAAAGAAGCGGUUUCUUGUAUUUCUUGGAAUCCAGAUGGUAAUAAAUUUGUAAUUGGUACUGAUAAUUUUUUACUGAAAUGGUAUAGUGCCAUUUAA